Messenger RNA from Lycium barbarum (goji berry), 998 nucleotides. RefSeq lists its product as uncharacterized. Bases 167 to 646 code for a protein of 159 amino acids. The transcript is spliced from 4 exons. Lineage: Eukaryota; Viridiplantae; Streptophyta; Magnoliopsida; Solanales; Solanaceae. The record is from RefSeq and is a predicted model, not a curated record.
UUAUUUUCUAGCUAAUAAAUUGCAAGGAGGUUUGUUUCCUUUCCUUUGGCAUCCAUCCCCAAAUUUGGUGAUUGUAGGUUUUGUGAUUCGAGAAGCCACGAACUCUGUACGGUUGCAGCCGCUUCCUUCACCAUCGGAUUCGCCGCCGGUGAAAAAACAAAAGGUAAUGAAUGAGGAAUUAGAUGAGGAUGAUGGAGAAAAAGACAACAGUAGCAUAAUGAGUUUCGACGAAGAGGGACUUGAGGAUUUACCUUCUUCUCCUUUGCCAUAUGAACUUAGUGUAUAUGAUUCUGAAGAAGAAUAUUGCCCUAACUACCCUCUUCAGAAUAAGAGGGAUGAAGCUGUCUGGGAGAAGUACCUCAAACAGCUCGACGAAAGCGAGGGAUUUGAUAUUAAAGAUUAUCCUGGUGCGUGCCCGAUGGCUACCGUCUACCCCCUGCCACGCUACUUGACGGAUCCUAAAAAUUUGGACAAGUUGAAGAGUUGUGCUGGAAGGGCACUUAAGCACUACAAUGAUAGUAAUGGCACCAAUCAUGAGGUCGAGGACGUUCUGAAGGUGAAUGGAGGUGGCUGUUGUCACUAUAUUUAUUAUAUUACUUUUACGGUCAAGACACAUGAUGGCAACAAUGGACUUUUUUCAAGCUAAGGUGGUGGAAGAUCUACAUUAUCAUCUGGAAUUCCCAAUUGUCAGGCCAAGGGCGAAGAAAGAUUUGGACAUAUAAUAGUGAUUUGAGUUCUGCAUUGCAAUAUUGGGGGCAAAAGGUCUGCGUUGAAACCUCCUUUCGCGGUACUUCAGCGUUGAGCUUUAGCGUAUGUUAACAGGUUUUGUGGGAAUUGUUGAACUGGAUUUGUAUUUACUAGCUUCAUAGUGUUGUGUUAUUCAAAUUGCCCUGGUUCGUAUUUUGUUGGACAUGUUAAAAUAGCAGUAUAUCUGAUGUGAAAAAAAAGGGACACAGUUAAGAGUUUGACCUUAUAAUUAACUUGUUUCUCUUGAGUCA